Messenger RNA from Eucalyptus grandis, 1428 nucleotides. Its product is annotated as probable trehalose-phosphate phosphatase 2. Gene Ontology annotation, biological process: trehalose biosynthetic process. Lineage: Eukaryota; Viridiplantae; Streptophyta; Magnoliopsida; Myrtales; Myrtaceae. Gene Ontology annotation, molecular function: trehalose-phosphatase activity. The record is from RefSeq and is a predicted model, not a curated record. Bases 155 to 1129 code for a protein of 324 amino acids. The transcript has 10 exons.
ACUUCCAUGGCCAAGAAAACUUUUGGCUUUCACUCUAUAAAUAAAGCGUCCUCGCCUCCCACCGUUCUUCCCCCUCCCCUCCUGCACUUUUCCAUGCAACUCGAUCUGGCACAAGGAAAAGUAGAUCUAGAGAAGCGCUAUAAUUGAAUCUAAGAUGGGAUUUCCGCAGUCACCCACGCAAGAACAGAAGAUGGAAUCUUUCUCAAGAGCGAGGCUGGAAGACAAUGGAGAUUCUAUCUUGGGCUCUUACUCUUCAUGGCUAAGAGAGCACCCGUCUGCCUUGUGCACAUUUGAAGGAAUCAUGAAGAAAGCCGAAGGUAAAGAGAUUGCGGUGUUCUUGGACUAUGAUGGUACCCUCUCUCAGAUUGUAGACAAUCCUGAUCAGGCGUACAUGACAGAAAAGAUGCGCUGCGCCGUACGCGAAGUUGCAGACUGCUUUCCCACUGCAAUUGUUAGUGGAAGGUGUCGCGAAAAGGUAUAUGAAUUUGUGCAACUGAACAAUGUCUGUUAUGCUGGAAGUCAUGGAAUGGAUAUAUCCAUCCCAUUAGCCUCCUCGAAGAGCCAGGACAAUAGGCAUCAAACCAGAGCUUUGGAUGAAAAGGGGGAUGAAAUCGUUUGGUUCCAACCAGCUCAAGAUUUCCUAGAUACAGUUCAGGAGAUAAUGAGACUGUUGAAGGAAAGAACUACAAGAAUAGACAGUGCCAUGGUCGAAGACAAUAAGUUUUGCAUAUCGGUGCACUACCGUUGUGUGGAUGAGAAGGAUGUUGGGAAACUCAAGCAGAUAGUAGAAUCCACAAUGGAAGCAUAUCCAACAUAUAGAAUUACCUGUGGCAAAAAGGUUAUGGAGAUACGUCCUCCGGUCGAAUGGGACAAAGGCCGAGCCAUCGAAUUUCUACUAGAAAGUCUCAACGCAAAUGGCCACUGUAACGUCCUUCCCUUGUAUAUAGGGGACGAUGAUACCGACGAAGAUGCUUUCAAGGUUAUUAAAAGAACUAAACACGGUUUCUCCAUUAUCGUUUCUUCUGUCCCAAGGGAGACCGUGGCCUCGUACUCUUUGCGAGACCCCAAUGAGGUCCAUUCUUUCUUGACAAACCUCGCCAAGUGGAAAAGAAGCGCUUCUUCGAGUUAACCGACUCGAUACCUGAAGGCCACCACAAGCCUGCAAACCACUCGGUUGGUUCCGAUCCAUAUAGAAGCAACGUGAAUUUGCCAAUGUUUUCGUUUGGCAAAUUUGCCUUCAGCCAAGGAUGUUCUUGGAUUUGUAAUUUAUACUUGGUAGCUAGCCACCCCAUGAGAAAUGUAACGUAGUGGAGCAAAAGAGACCUCGCUACACUACUUACCAAUUGAGAAGAUUCCGCUAUAUGAGUGAAUCUUGUAUGAUCAGCAAAGUCAAAGAGUUUGGGAACUAGUAACUUUUUGGUCCUUUUA